This is a messenger RNA of Pyricularia grisea, 813 nucleotides long. RefSeq lists its product as uncharacterized. The transcript has a single exon. Lineage: Eukaryota; Fungi; Ascomycota; Sordariomycetes; Magnaporthales; Pyriculariaceae. Bases 1 to 813 code for a protein of 270 amino acids. The record is from RefSeq and is a predicted model, not a curated record.
AUGUUCGCAAAUUACCUACUAUUCAUCACAUGCCUUCUCGGCGCUGCCCAGGCCCUGCCCCAAGCGUCCAGCGACUCCGUCGGCAGGCUCAUCGGACAGGAAGACAUCAUCAACCACAGCCAGCACGGCGUGGCCAUUGACGGUGCCCUCGACCGAGCGUCCAAGUUUUACGCCUACACCAGCACCGCCACCGACGCCCCGGCGCCCACCCCCGGCCCGGGCAUGGAGAAGUUGGCCGCGGCGCUGACCAUCCGCAUCACCAACGCGUGGCACUCGCCGAUCAGUACCCGCCACGCCCGCAACGCCAACGCCCCGCCGGCGGUCGGCGGAGACGUCGGACCGGGAACGCUGGGCGUCUUCAGCAUCGGCCAGUUCGCCGUGCCCACGCAGUGGGCCGGCAUGGUGGCGGUGGUCGAGGCGAGCGGCUCCAACGCCAUCGUGGGUGACGAGUCGCUGAUCGAGGCUUCGUUCGUCGAACAGUUUGGAAAUGGCGCCCUCGUUGACGUGGACGUUUCGUACGUUGACGGCUUUUCGCUUCCCAUCACCUGCUCUUGCGGCGGCAACGUCGUCACCGGCUGCAACAGGCAGUUGCGGGAGCUCAAUAGCUGCCCGGAUGACAAUGGCCACGGCUCGUGUCGGAACCCGAACAGGAACGGCGGGACCGGGCCGUCGCAGUUCUUUGCUCCGUGCAGGGGCGCGGCUUACACGUUCCCCAGUGACCACGGUGCCAAUUCGAACGGUGAGUGCACAAGCGGCGUCAUCGACUGCUGCGUGGGUGAGAUGUGCCCUGGGAACCCAUCCCAGCCAAGUUGA